AGUCAUAUCUCGACGUACCGAAUGAUCUCACGUUUUUUCAACUUCUUUCAACGAGCUCAUUUUUUCGACGUCUUUUCGAACACUUUGCAGUGUGCGUCGGCUAUUCGUAGAGUCGGUAUUUCGAAACGUUUUUGCUCCAGCGUUCGUCCGGGCGUUGGAAGAAAAAAAUCGUCAAAAUAGAUCGUGGAUAUAAAAACACGUGUGUCGUCGCGGAGCAGCGGAGUAUUUACGUUCGCUCGCUUGUGCGUUUUCUAGCGUCAGUGGAAGUGCCUCGGAAAAAAUCGUAGCGCUCGGAGUUCUUCACGUCACAUCGUUCCGCUGCGUUUUAUCGAGGCGUUCAGCCCACGACGAAUCAUCGAUCAUGCAGAGCCCCGAUGCGACGUGGUUCGAGAUGGAGUUAUUCGGUGUGAAAUUCGCACCGCUGAGAGUCCCGAUCGAGAGGAGACUGCAGACUUUCGCGGCUGCUGCAUGGAUCUGCAUUCUCACGACUGGCGGCCCGAUCGGAUACCUCAUCACGGCUUAUAUUCUUAUUUUCACAAAAUGGCUGCGCUACAUUAUGCUUAUUUACCUGAUUUGGGUUUACUACGAUCGCGACACUUGUCGAAGGGGCGGAAGAGGGAAAGCGUGGACCAACUGGAUGAGGAAUUGUGCCUGGUGGCGUUAUUACUGCUCGUACUUUCCCAUAAAAUUGGUCAAGACGGCGGACCUGGAUCCAGCCCGAAAUUACCUUUUCUGUGCAUUUCCUCACGGGAUUUUGUCGACCGGAGCUUUCGGGGCUUUCGCGACUGACAUUCUAGGCUUCGACGAACUGUUUCCGGGCAUGGAGUCGCGGCUGGUCACUCUGGACCUGCAUUUCCACGUGCCCUUGUUCCGCGAGUUUGUCUACAGCCUCGGAGUUUGCAGCUCGAGUGCCGAGAGUCUGAAUUACCUGCUGAGCGAUCGGAAGACCUCGCCGGUCGACGUCAAUUCUUUGGAGGGCGAAGACAAGAAGAGCACCGGGAAAGCAGUCGUCUUGAUCGUCGGGGGCGCGGCCGAGUCUCUCAGAUGCAAACCGGGACGUUACAACAUCAUUUUACGGAGACGCAAAGGCUUCGUGAGAAUCGCACUGAAAAAUGGAUCUCCGAUGAUUCCUGUCAUUUCGUUUGGAGAAACCGAUCUCUACGAUCAAAUCGUCGCGGCCGAAGGAUCGAUUCUGUCCAGGACACAGCAAUUGUUCCGAAAAGUAACCGGAAUCGCACCGGUGCUCGCUAUCGGACGGGGAUUCUUUCAAUACACCUUCGGCGUCGUACCGAAAAGAAAACCGGUCACAGUAGUCGUUGGUUCUCCAAUGGAAGUGCCCAAAAUUCCGGAACCGACGACCGAACAGAUCGAAGAAUAUCAUACGAAGUUCAAAAAUAAACUGAUCGACUUCUUUGAGACUGAAAAGUACAACUACAUCGCAGACCCAGAAGGCAUUUCUUUGACAAUCGAAUGAGACUCAAGUUUUCUGAAUAGAGCAAAAAUCCUUCUCCGAGGCAAUUUUACUUCGACGGAGAGAAAAACUGUCCAUGAACGAAUCGGAGUCGACAGCUCUUGGAAUUCAGCCCCAAAGAACGAGCGAGAGACAGCUAGAGAAGAAGGAGAAGGCGAGAGAGAGAGAGAGAGAGUUAUCAAAAGACUUGAGUUUUCUAACUUUCUAUUAAGGGCGGGAUAAAGUCAAUUCGGUGAAAAAAAACUUUAAGAAUUUUUUUAGACGCUACAGAUAAUAGCAAAUCUAUUUUACUGAUUGUGACACAAUAAUACAAUAUUUGAACAAGAUUUCCUGAAUUUGUAAAACUCGAAUAUCAAUAGUUAACUCCAUCGUAGCAGAGGCACUUCGGAAAAAAGUUGCCCACCGGUGAACAGUGUAAAUCGCAAUCUACUGGACCGAUCCUUUUGAAAUUUUUCAUGGUACUUUCUUACACAAUUGACCAGGUAUCUGCGAGAGCUUUUUUCCGAUUUUUCAUAAUUAUUAAUUUUACAUUGAAAAAUAGGCUCAUUUUUUAGGCGAAAAUCAGUGUUUUCACUUCUAAGUUUCACAAAAAAUGCGAAACAUCGAGGGAAAAAAUCCUCUCGUAGAUACCUGGUCAAUUGUGCAAGGAAGACCAUGCCAAAUUUGAAAAGGAUCGGUCGAGUAGAUUUCGAUUUACACUUUUCAUCGAUCGACAACUUUUUUCUCAAGUGCCCCUGAAGAUUUGCUACCAUCGAGUUAAUCAUUGAUGUUCAGGUUUUCAAUGAUGCGACAAUCCAUAAAAUUGAUUUGCGUCUACACCUGUAGCGUCUAAAAAAAAUUCUUAAAAUUGAGUCUUUUUUCCCACCGAAUAAGCGUUACCCCGCCCUUAAGUAUACAGAAACCCGCCGAAAACGAGGAUCCUGAAAGAUCGUCGGGAGUCACUGUAAAUAAUUUCCACAUCGAAUUUCUCGAAACUGCAGCUCAAAGUAAACUGUUACGCUUAUAAUUAGAAAA
This is a messenger RNA of Venturia canescens, 2485 nucleotides long. Its product is annotated as 2-acylglycerol O-acyltransferase 2-like. Gene Ontology annotation, cellular component: endoplasmic reticulum membrane. NCBI's taxonomy places the organism in Eukaryota, Metazoa, Arthropoda, Insecta, Hymenoptera, Ichneumonidae. The transcript has 6 exons. The record is from RefSeq and is a predicted model, not a curated record. The coding region runs from base 362 to 1474 and encodes 370 amino acids. Gene Ontology annotation, molecular function: diacylglycerol O-acyltransferase activity. Gene Ontology annotation, biological process: triglyceride biosynthetic process.